AUGUCGACGUCGAACCCAUCUUCUUCGUGGAUCGCCCAAUUCAAACCGGGCGAGCGGGUCGAGGUCAGCUCAAACGACCCCGGGUUCCGCGGCUCCUGGUUCGCCGGCACCGUCAUCCGCCGCGAGGAGAAUAACCCUAAUCGCUACGUAGUCGAGUACGACCAGCUCUACGAGGACGAAUCUGGGGAGAAGCUGCUGCAAGAAACCCUCGAUUGGAUCCAAUUGCGUCCGCCGCCGCCGCCUCCCGAGAAGAAGAAGGUCCAGUUCAAGUUCGGCGACGAAGUGGAGGCCUUCCACAGCAACGGAUGGUGGGAAGGGGCUAUUAUUGCGGAGCACUCCGGCGGGAAAUUCGCGGUGUUCCUCAGAGGCUCAAAGGAGCAGAUUGUGUUUGAAGAGAAAGAUUUGAGGUAUGACAAUUUUAGGGAAUUCUGA
Messenger RNA from Linum tenue, 432 nucleotides. Lineage: Eukaryota; Viridiplantae; Streptophyta; Magnoliopsida; Malpighiales; Linaceae. The record is from the annotation of a GenBank genome assembly.